This is a messenger RNA of Cyprinodon tularosa, 926 nucleotides long. RefSeq names its product gamma-glutamylaminecyclotransferase C-like. Gene Ontology annotation, molecular function: gamma-glutamylaminecyclotransferase activity. Lineage: Eukaryota; Metazoa; Chordata; Actinopteri; Cyprinodontiformes; Cyprinodontidae. The record is from RefSeq and is a predicted model, not a curated record. Bases 127 to 597 code for a protein of 156 amino acids. The transcript is spliced from 2 exons.
AGAUUGUGCGCAUGUGUGAGCACGUGGUUUCUUCCCAUUAACUCCUUAAACACGUUCCUGCUUCCGGGAAGAAGACCCCUGCACCUGUUUACUUUUAUCUUGGAUUUUCAGGUGCCUUCUAUCAUCAUGAAUCGCGUUUUUGUUUACGGCUCCUUAAAGAGGGCCCAGCCUAACUACCCUUACAUGACAGACAGUAACAAUGGAAAGGCGGAGUUCCUCGCCACAGCAGUCACUGUCCAGAAGUACCCACUGGUGAUCGCCACUAAGUACAACAUCCCCUUCCUCCUUAACCUCCCGGGACAAGGCAAUAGAGUCCAUGGGGAGAUCUACAGAGUGGACGAAAAGAUGCUGGAAUAUCUGGACUGGUUUGAGAAGGUCCCCAGCAUGUACCAGCGGACAGCUGUAGAGCUGGAAGUCAAUGAGGUGGUGGACAGAGAGGAGAAGGAGGAGAAGCUAUCACCUGGAAGCAUCACAGAGGCGUUUGUGUACAGCACCACAACCUACCAACCGGACUGGCCCUCGCUGCCGACAUACGAGAGCUACGACUCCAACGGAGAUCAUGGCCUAAAGUUUGUACUGAGGGAAGACCGAAAAUAGGCCUCUGCCCGAUGAAGUUAGACUUCUACCUCUUUGCAAAUGAGUAAUGAACUGUUACUGCCCUUAAACCCAGAGAAAGGGGAUCAAGAGUUCCUGCUGCUGAGAUUGGGUGAAAGGAGACACUAUUGAUAGAACUGAUGAAAUAGUCUGUUUUUAGAACUGUGUUAGUGUCCUUUUUUAUAGCUCCUUUGUUUUGUAAAGCCUGAUUUUCUGUAAGAUCUCUAGUUUGUUUGUUCAAAAAGUGAUCAGAAAGUCUAUGUUAUCUUUUUAUGACCAAUUUCCUAGGAGACAAUUAACUAUAAGCUGUAGAGCUGUAAAGUUUGAGUCAU